CGAACAGUUACCAUGGUUACAUGUAUUGUUAGACAGAUAACUGAUUUGUUGUUAGCUAUCUAUCUAGCUAGCUAGCUUGCUUUUCUGGGACUACUGAGCUAACUAGACGAAUUCUGGAGAAACGUUAGGCAACGUAACAGAAAAGAUUUAUUCAACACUAGUGCUUGAAUCGUCUUACAAUCCAGGUAUCUUGGAGCGCCAGUGGUGAUCUCUGGGCAGAGGCAUCAUGUCCGGAGACCUGGUCGGGGUUUGGGACGUGGCCCUGAGUGAUGGGGUUCACAGGAUUGAAUUUGAACAUGGCACAACCACGGGGAAACGGGUCAUCAAUGUUGAUGGCAAGGAGGUCCUGAGGAGAGACUGGAUGUUCAAGCUGGUAGGCAAGGAGACGUUUUAUGUAGGAAGCACAGACACAAAGGCCACCAUUAACAUUGACGCGGUGAGUGGGUUUGCCUAUGAAUACACACUGGAAAUCAACGGCAAGAGCCUGAAGAAAUACAUGGAGAACCGUUCUAAGGUUACAAGCACUUGGCUGCUCAACCUGGAUGGUGUAGACUGCAGAGUGGUCCUGGAAAAAGACACCAUGGACAUUUGGUGCAAUGGGCAGAAAAUGGAGACAGCCGGGGAGUUUGUGGAUGACGGCACAGAGACACACUUCACUCUGGGCGACCAUGACUGCUGCAUCAAGGCCGUGAGCAGCGGCAGGAGGAGAGACGGCAUCAUCCACACACUCCUGGUGGACGGAAACGAAAUGGCCGAGGCCAACGAAUUAUCAUCUGUGAAUCCUGUGAUGUAGGAAGUUGUAUUUUUAACCCUCAUGUUCUUCACUACAGUGGUUGUCCUACUGACUCAGGCCAGAAUUUAAAGCAAUACAGGUGUAACAUUUCAUUUAAAUUCACAGUACAUUCCCAGUAAUCACAGCACUAAGAAUUACAAAUGAUAUCAAUAGAUAGAUGCACGAAAGCACUUCCUGUUUGCUGAGUGCACAGGUGUAGGGAGGGGUAGGGAGUGAGACACUAAAAUCUGAUUUAUACUUCAGAUUUAACACUUCACUUUUAAAAGUGACCUGAAUGUAAUUCAUUUAAGAAUUUUUUUUUCCUCAAGAAACUAAGCCAAAUUCAUGCUGGCAACAUUAGUUUAAGUAUUUAGAACAUUAAAAUGGGUAAAAAUGGAACCCAAGGAGAACACACAGGUUGAGCUAGUCUGGCCCUUGUACUGGUUUAACAUCACAUUUCCCAGUUCAGUGUAAAAUAGGGUCAAAAGUAUGUGGAAACCUGACCAUCACACCCAUAUUUGCUCCUUCCCCAAACUAUAAGCAUAAAAUGCCUUUUGUAUGUUGUAGCAUUAUGAUUUCCCUUCACUGGAGCUUAUAAGUCCAAACCUGUUCCAGUAUGACAGUGCCCAUGUGCACAAAGUGAGCUCCGUGAAGACAUGGUUUGCCGAGGUUGCCGAGUGGAAGAACUCAACCACGUUAAACACCCUUGAUAGGAACUGGAGUACCAACUGCACCCCAGGUCUCCUUGCCUGACUCAUUGCCUAACCUUACUAAUGCUCUUGCAGUUGAAUAAGCACAAAUUCCCACAACCAUGUUUCAAAAUCUGGUGGGAAGUCUUCACAGAAGAGUGGAGCUUAUUAUUACAGUAAACGGGGAGUGAAUCUGGAGCGUGAUGGUCGGGUGUCCACAAACUUUUGGCCAUAUAGUGUAUGUGAGUGUCAUUGUGGCUUGAGAUGCCAAUCAAACCAACUUGUAACUUUAGCAUAUCAGACCUAAUAGACCUGCUGUUAAUUAACAGAUUGUAUUAAACCAGGCCAAAAUGGUAAAUCUCAUAGAAUGAGAUUUUUAUGAGCUUUGGAAUGAUUUCUAAAAACAUUGUAUUAUGUAUUAAGUCAACCAGCAGUGAAGCAUGGAUUAGAACUAAGACUUAAAUCACAGAAAAGAUGAGAAACUUCACAUGGAGGUGCUGCAUGGUCGAAACAAGAUGAGCUAGACUCGUUUGACUUUCAGUUUUUAUAGUGGAGAGUUCAGGACAAUAAAAUGGAGCUGCUGCACAUUUGGUUUUACUUACCUUCAUGUGUGGUGGCAUCACUGCUUGCAUCUUUGAAAACUGACAUGUUUAGGAGCCAAAUAUGAAAUUCAGGUGUUUACACAUGUUAGAACAUUCCUUUAUGAAUGUUUAAAGGUCCCAUCACCCAGGAUGGCAGUAACAUUCCUGUGGAAGUGCAGUUGAAAGUCAGCGUCAUUGUAGAUAGAAGGGCCAAAGAGUAUUUUCAGACGUUGUACUUUCCAGAUUCAGUGUUUGGCAAUUCUUCGUGUUAAAACCUGCUUUAAACGGUCCUUCAUGAAAAGUUUAGGGCCGGUUAUAAAUUCAUAUAGCAGACUGCAAAAUUGUAAAGUGCCUACCUAUCUCCACUAAACCGAUAAACCUAUAAAGGGGGUAUUAGGGAUAUUAAAAAAGGAUCCGAUUUGUUUUUUCUUUUCAAAUCAGGAAGACUGCAAGACUUCAAAAACAUUUCCUGAUUCCUUAAUCAGCGUAGCCCUGCACCAUUGUGUUCUUAUAUUUAAAAGUAUGUACAGUAACGUUGUGGUUCAACAUUGUGCAGGUCAACAAAGCUGAUACUGUGUUUGUGUUACAAAUUAAACCUGUCUAUAUAUCAGAUUUAA
Messenger RNA from Ictalurus punctatus (channel catfish), 2659 nucleotides. RefSeq names its product Fas apoptotic inhibitory molecule a (gene faima). Bases 227 to 793 code for a protein of 188 amino acids. NCBI's taxonomy places the organism in Eukaryota, Metazoa, Chordata, Actinopteri, Siluriformes, Ictaluridae. Gene Ontology annotation, biological process: negative regulation of extrinsic apoptotic signaling pathway via death domain receptors; positive regulation of neurogenesis; canonical NF-kappaB signal transduction. The record is from RefSeq and is a predicted model, not a curated record. The transcript is spliced from 5 exons.